AGUACAUCCGGGUGCUUCCAGUGACCUUGGGUUGUUGGUGAGAAAGAAUCAUGGCGGCUCUUGUCAGGAUAAGUUCUGUUUGCUACAGAGGUGUCCGCCCUCUGUUAUUUCGCUCUUCCUCCCUCAUCAGACCUUUAGCUGUACAGAAGAAGGAUCGUGAUUGUCCAUACUUGAUAUCAGCGAAGAUACAUGCUACUCCAUCCAAUUAUGCGGGCUCUGGGUCCAAAGCUGCUUCCCUGCACUGGACAGGAGAGCGGAUCCUGAGCAUAGCUCUUCUGGGCUUGGCACCCGUUGCGUUCUGUUACCCUGGCCCUGCUGUUGACUACUCUUUAGCAGCAGCACUUACUGUACACGGUCACUGGGGUCUUGGCCAGAUUGUGACAGAUUACGUUCACGGAGACUUUAAAAUCAAGAUGGCUAAUGCUGGCCUCUUCCUUCUGUCGACCGUCACCUUCGCCGGCCUGUGCUACUUCAACUACCAUGACGUGGGGAUUUGCAAAGCUGUGGCCCUCUUGUGGAGUAAAUGACUGGACUGAGAUGAGGGCACUGUGGGAUCCGCUUUCGGCAUCAGAGUUCCAGUUUAUUGUAUACAGUUGUGACAUUAAAUGUAAAUUCUAUGAAUAUAUAAUUUUUGCCAACAUUGUGUUGAUUUGCAGGUGUUUUUAAUUGUUAAUGAUUUCAGUUUGUUCAGAAGAUGCUCAGCUUUUGCUUAAAAUGGAAAUCUGCAUGCCGUCCACUCUCUUGUCUGGCAAAUCAGUGUUUCUGAUGCAGCUAAAGCAACAAAUUAUUGUGGCUACAAGAUGCUGGUCACUGUAUUUGAACUUGAAAAAUCAUUACACUAAUAAUACUACAUUUUUACAGGAACAUGAUCAGGUAAUAAAUGUUUUGGCUAUAUUUAUAUUGCAUAAUGUCUUUUUGUCAGCCAGUAUCUGAUGUGUUAAAACAAUAUCUUGACUCAAGUUGGUUGUCAUUAGAGCAUAUGCAGAAUUAGCUUUACACAGGUAUUUGAAAAUGUACCUUCAUAGUCCUCCAUUAAUGACCACAUCUGGAGAAUUGUCACAUUGACAGUGUUUCUGCUUCACACUUUGCAUGGCUGUAUUUCUGCUCAAGUAAGUAAUCGUUCAUGAAAGGAAAUGUGUAAUUGAAUGUGCUUUGCACUAAAAUCAAUGUAUCUACAUCUUUCAUUUUAAAUUGCUUAGAUGUACUUUAAACAGGUAAAACUGAGCUUGUGUGGGUAAUGCAAAUAGAAUCUAAAUGACAAAAUGUGUGUUUUGGGUCUAAGGGUUUCUAGAGAUAUUUUUUCCUGACUGACUUUGAUGGAAUACAUUUUGGACUGAGAUUUUGCAAGUCCUGUUAUCAUGCUCUUAUACACUUCUGAAAACGACAUCAUCGAGUCUGGCCGCACUUGUGUCUGUUUAAAGUGCUAUGGAGAUUUGUGUAAUAAAUCUGUAUGACUAGAUUUCUAUGCAGAUUGAAGUUUUGGGUACAAUUGUGCGCUUAAGAAUAAAGGCAGUUUUUUUGGAUUAUAUUGUUUCUUUUGAGUGAACAGAGUUUUCCACUGUACACAACUGUACUG
Molecule: messenger RNA, 1576 nt
Organism: Sinocyclocheilus grahami
Lineage: Eukaryota; Metazoa; Chordata; Actinopteri; Cypriniformes; Cyprinidae
Product: succinate dehydrogenase [ubiquinone] cytochrome b small subunit B, mitochondrial-like
Exons: 4
Coding region: 51-527 (158 amino acids)
Biological process (GO): mitochondrial electron transport, succinate to ubiquinone; tricarboxylic acid cycle
Cellular component (GO): respiratory chain complex II (succinate dehydrogenase); membrane; mitochondrial envelope
Molecular function (GO): ubiquinone binding; heme binding
Source: RefSeq, a predicted model, not a curated record